Nematolebias whitei (Rio pearlfish) is the source of this 5742-nucleotide messenger RNA. RefSeq names its product insulin-like growth factor 1a receptor (gene igf1ra). Gene Ontology annotation, biological process: positive regulation of kinase activity; glucose homeostasis; positive regulation of phosphatidylinositol 3-kinase/protein kinase B signal transduction. The coding region runs from base 427 to 4665 and encodes 1412 amino acids. Gene Ontology annotation, molecular function: ATP binding; insulin receptor substrate binding; insulin receptor activity. Lineage: Eukaryota; Metazoa; Chordata; Actinopteri; Cyprinodontiformes; Rivulidae. Gene Ontology annotation, cellular component: axon; membrane; insulin receptor complex. The transcript has 21 exons. The record is from RefSeq and is a predicted model, not a curated record.
GGAGGAGAUUCUUCAUGUUGGACCUUUAAUCGCCGUGUUUACCUGUUUCUGUGCGCGUGCUGGUGGGGCAGACAUUUGUUUUGUUGACGCCAGGCCUGAACGCACCGGAGGCGCGCUGCUGUUUCCAAGACAUGGAGAAUGAAGAUGGGGAUUACCAUCAUUUCUGCAGGAUAAACACUGGCCUGUGUGCCACAGCAGCCAGAGCGCGCAGUGAUUGGCAAAAAUAGCACGAAACCGUUUUAUUUCAUCAUAUUUAAAUCUAUUCCCACGCAGGUAGAACGAAAGGCGACCAGGCUGCCAAAGCGUAGCCUUUUCUAGGCUAAUUCCUUAUUCCUGUUUUAUUUAUUUUUUUGCAAGAAGUGGGUGUUGUUUUGAGUUUUCAGCCCACCUUUCCCCCCCCCCCCUGAUUUCUCUGAGUGGGAAAUAAUGAUCUGGAAGGAGAGCUCAGUCACAUCGAUGGGCAGCCUGACCUUGUUUUGGGCUUUGCUGCUCUCUGUCUCCACUAUAAGCUCCAUACAUGGAGAGAUUUGCAGCCCGAGCAUUGACAUCCGAAAUGACAUCAGUGAAUUAAAACGGCUCGAGAACUGCACGGUGGUGGAAGGCUACCUACAGAUCCUCUUAAUCAACAAGAAAACGAGCAACAUCAACCAGGAGGUCCUCCGCUCCCUCAGCUUCCCAAAGCUGACCGUCAUCACCGACUACCUCUUCUUGUUUCGCGUCUCGGGCCUGGACACCCUUAGCAUUCUCUUCCCCAACCUGAGUGUCAUACGUGGGCAAAAUCUUUUCUACGACUAUGCCUUGGUGAUCUAUGAGAUGACCAGCCUGAAGGACAUAGGCCUGUACAACCUGAGGAACAUCACCCGUGGAGCCGUGCGGAUUGAAAAGAACCCAGAGCUCUGCUACCUGGACUCUGUGGACUGGUCUCUGAUUAUGGACGCUGAGGUAAAUAAUGUUUUGAAUGGAAACAAGAAGGCAAAGGAGUGUGACAAUGUCUGCCCGGGCAUCAUGGAGGAUAACCCUCUCUGUCAGAGGACGUCGAUCAAUGACAAUAACGACUACCGCUGCUGGACAUCAAAACAGUGCCAGAAAGUCUGUCCGGAGCAAUGCAAGUUGGCUUGUACGAACAAGGGGGACUGCUGCCACAGCCAGUGCCUGGGGAGCUGCACCGAACCCAACAACGACAUGGCCUGCUCAGCCUGCCUCCACUACAACCACGAGGGUCGCUGCGUGCCCGACUGUCCCCCGGGAACCUUCAGGUUUGAGGGCUGGCGCUGCAUCACCAUGGACCUGUGUGCACAGGUGCACCUGCCCAGCGAUCUCCACUUCGUCAUCCAUGACGGAGAAUGCAUGCCUGACUGUCCCUCCGGUUUCACACGCAACAACACUAAUCGCAUGCUGUGCGCCGCUUGUAACGGACUGUGCGACAAGUUGUGCAUGUCCCCCGUCGUUGCAUCUGUGGACACCGCUCAGUCCCUGAAGGACUGCACCAUCAUUGCAGGAAAUCUGAUCAUCAACCUUCGCAGUGGAAAAAAUAUUGCCGCCGAGUUGGAGAAAUUCAUGGGACUGAUCCAGACGGUGACGGGCUUUGUGAAGAUUCAAAACUCUCAUGCGCUCAGCUCGCUGUCCUUCCUCAAGAGCCUUCGUUACAUUAACGGGGAGGAGCUUUUUGAGAACAUGUAUUCAUUCUCCGCCGUCAACAACCAGAACCUGCAGUCGUUGUGGGACUGGAGUGAGCACAACCUGACUAUUCGAGCGGGGCGUCUCUUCUUCCGCAAAAACCCCAAACUCUGCAUGUCUGUGAUUCACACGAUGUGGGAGAACACGGGCAUCCAAGUGAAGCCCCAGGAAGGUGACUUCCUCAACAAUGGAGAACGAGCCAGCUGUGAAGGUCAUAUCUUGAAGUUCAAGUCUAACGCCACAACAAACGACACAAUCACACUCACAUGGGAGCGCUACCAGGUCCAGGCGAGUGGAGGUCUCGUCAGCUUCAUAGUCUACUACAAAGAGUCACCUUUCCAGAACAUCACAGAGUUUGAUGGCCAAGAUGGCUGUGGCUCAAACAGCUGGAACAUGGCGGACAUAGACCUUCCCAAGGCUGAAAGUACAGACCCAGCGUUCACCCUUCAAGAUCUCAAGCCCUGGACUCAAUAUGCAAUUUUUGUGAAGGCCAUCACCCUGCAGGUGGACGAAAAACACAGUUCUGGGGCCAAAACGGACAUUAUUUAUAUUCGAACUCGCCCGUCGUUGCCUUCUGUACCCAAUGAAGCCCAUGCAUUUGCCAACUCCUCAACCAAGCUGCUAGUGAAGUGGUUACCUCCAACCCUUCCCAACGGAAAUCUGAGUUACUACCUGGUGCGCUGGCAGCGGCUGCCUGAGGACAGGAGGCUCUUCCAAUAUAACUACUGCUCUAAAGUGCUUAAAAUCCCAACCCCGAUCCCAGCGUCAGGACUCACAGAUGUGGAAGACAAGACAAAGCCCACCAAGUCAGACCUGACCGGGGAGAAGAGCGGUCUUUGCUGCACCUGCCCGAAGACGGCAGAGGACACCGACAGGGAGAAGCACGACCGUUAUUUUUUAAAAGUUUUCGAGAACUUCCUCCACAACGCUAUCUUUCUUCCAAGACCUCAAGACCGUCGGCGCAGGGACGUUUUUGGUGUUGCGAACAACACUUUGUUUCCGGAGGUUGGUCAGGGAAAUACCUCGUAUGUUCAAAAAGACAACAGCACAGAUGGGAUUCCUCCUGCCAUUGAGCACCCCUUCUUAGAGGACAAAACUUUGGCAGAACAUUUAGAAAUCUCUGGGCUGCAACCUUUUACUGUCUAUCGUAUCGACAUCCAUGCCUGCAACGAGGAGGUGGGCGACAUCUGCAGCAUCGGAGCUUUUGUCUUUGCCAGAACUAAACCUGCAGCCAAAGCAGAUGACAUCCCGGGAAAGGUUGUUUUUGAGAGGAGUGACAAAAUUGAAGGGUGUGUGGUUCUGCACUGGCCCGAGCCCGUCAUGCCCAACGGACUUAUACUGAUGUAUGAGAUCAAGUACCGUCUGGGGACUGAGUCCGAGAAACACAGCUGUGUGUCGCGACAGCAGUACCGCCAGUACAAAGGAGCCCGUCUGACCAACCUGAGCCCAGGAAACUACUCCGCUCGUGUCCGUGCCACAUCGCUGGCAGGAAACGGCUCGUGGACGGAAAGCAUCUCUUUCUACGUGCCUCCACCUAAACGAGAUGAUUAUGCUACACUCUACUUGGCCAUCAUACUUCCCAUCAUAGCGACUCUUUUCAUCGCCAGCCUCACCACCAUUCUUUUCUUUAUCAACAAAAAGAGGAACAACAACAGACUCGGGAAUGGAGUUCUUUAUGCAUCUGUCAACCCAGAGUACAUCAGUGCUGCUGAAAUGUAUACUCCGGAUGAGUGGGAGGUGGCCAGAGAAAAGAUCACGAUGCACAAGGAGCUGGGUCAGGGCUCCUUCGGCAUGGUGUACGAAGGCAUCGUUAAAGGCGUCGUCAAGGACGAACUCGAGACACGGGUGGCUAUCAAGACCGUCAACGAGUCAGCCAGCAUGAGGGAGCGGAUAGAGUUUUUGAACGAGGCGUCUGUCAUGAAGGAGUUCAACUGUCACCACGUGGUGCGGCUGCUGGGUGUGGUCUCUCAGGGACAACCAACCUUGGUGAUCAUGGAGCUGAUGACCCGUGGAGAUCUCAAGAGCCACCUGCGCUCUCUGCGUAAUGAGAACUCCAACACUCAGGUCCUUCCCCCACUGAAGAAGAUGACCCAGAUGGCAGGGGAAAUCGCCGACGGUAUGGCUUACCUAAAUGCCAACAAGUUUGUCCACAGAGACCUGGCUGCCAGGAACUGCAUGGUAACGGAGGACUUCACUGUGAAGAUCGGAGAUUUUGGCAUGACCAGAGAUAUUUACGAGACGGAUUACUACCGGAAAGGAGGGAAGGGGCUGCUGCCUGUUCGCUGGAUGUCUCCCGAGUCCCUGAAAGAUGGCGUCUUCACUACAAUGUCUGAUGUCUGGUCGUUUGGUGUCGUGUUGUGGGAGAUCGCCACCUUAGCAGAACAGCCUUACCAGGGCAUGUCCAACGAACAAGUGCUGCGCUUCGUCAUGGAUGGAGGACUCCUGGACAAACCCGACAACUGCCCAGACAUGCUGUUUGAGCUGAUGAGGAUGUGCUGGCAGUAUAACCCUAAGAUGCGGCCGUCCUUCCUGGAGAUCAUCAGCAGCAUCAAACAGGAUAUGGACCCCCACUUCAGGGAAGUAAGUUUCUUCUACAGCGAGGAGAACAAGCCACCGGACACGGAGGAGCUCGACAUGGAGGUCGAAAACAUGGAAAACAUUCCACUGGACUCUGUUUCUACGAGGCAGCCGUCUGCUGUUCACUUGUCUGGGUGCUCGGGCGGCACUUCGCCUCCUUCCGCCCAGCAGUUAGCGCCCAUGCAGGGCUCAAGUACUCCAUUGCUAGGUCCCGUGUCCCCGUCGUCCCCGGUAGCCUCAGCUGGGACGUCUUCGGGACACGGCUCGGACAAGCACUCAGGACACGCGUCGCCUAACGGGCCUGUGGUGGUUCUACGGCCCAACUUUGACGAGCUGCAGCCGUAUGCGCACAUGAACGGGGGCAGAAAGAACGAACGGGCGUUGCCGCUGCCCCAGUCGUCGGCCUGCUGAUAUCGGUCCAGCUCCUCCUCCUUUCCUCUCACAGGGUAACUUAAACCUCUCUCAGUCUCCUAAGGAGGGAUGGAUGAGGUAUGAAAACAACUUUGUUCUACUGUGUGCCAGUGGAAGGUCUCUGCUCCUGUUUAGGGAGUGAAAAAGACCAGAAAAUACAAACUGUAAAAACUGUAAAACAGCACAGAAACCUGCUGAGGCAUUUGGAGUUGGUGGCUCAGAAACACUGGGGGAGUCCUUCCUGCGCAGCCUGCAUUUUACAUAUAAACUUAGGGCAAUAGAAACUUAAAAAAUGUACUUUUUUUGACAUAUCUGCCAGCAAAAACCAACAGAAGAGCACUUUUUGCCCUGAGGAUUUCAGAGGAUGUGACGGAUAUUUGAGUGUGUAUUUAUAUAAUCACAUCCUCCUCUCCACAAUACGGUUUAUCUCCAUUUCUCUGUUUUCAUGAGUCGACUGGCUCGUGAUGUGUGAGGUCGCCUCAGUUAAAGGUUUAACAAUAUUACAUUUAAAUAUGGAUAUUUUAAUGUGAUCCCGUCAGGUGUGGGGGAAAAUGAGUAGACGGCCUUUUUAUAUCUGCCAAAAUGUUAGCCAAAUUACUCUUUUCUUUCUCAUACAGGUGUCCACACACCCCUUUUUUUGUUUUAAAGGCUUUGAUUCACAGUUGAGGAAAAUCUUUCCAUGCACUAAUAACCAAAAUCCUUUUUUUUUUAAUCCUCCAAACGUUUUACUUCAAUAGUAGCAGCUGCUUCAGAUCAAGUAGAAAGUUGACCAGAUUGCACUGUUUCUGCACUGGGUGUGAAAGUAAGAGGAAGAACACAGACAUUUUUAGUAAUAGAAGCCAGCACUGAAAAAACGGAAGCAAACAUUUUUCAUGCGAGAAAAGAGAUUUAGCCGUGGCACAUGAUCCGAUUGCUGGUAAACAAUUUUACUAAACUUAUUAAACAAUUAAAAAAAGAUAAAUAGAUUAUGACUGCUUCAUCAAUAAAGUGACAGCAUUGAUGCUAGUUUCUCAUAAAAGUACCAAAAUUAGAUUUUUCCAGUUCAAAUUUACCAUAUUUUUUUGCCAUAUACAGUAA